UGUGAGACUCACUCAGGGGAGAAGUAUUAGGCAAAAUGGAAAGUACCCUUUCGGAGAUCUCAAGGGUCUGACCCUUCGAUGUUUCCGAAGCUGUCUUAACCUCUCUGUUUCUUUUCUUCUUCAAGCACCCUACUCCUCCCCUUUCUCCUUUUACAUAAAUUCUCAUUCUUUCGCUGUCGUUUUGGUUUUCCUUGAUUCAACAGAGGAAAGAGCUUUUAACUUUUUAAUAGAGAGAUGGCAGCCUUUUCCGCAACGCAUUGCCGUUCAUAUUCAUACUCUCAUUCUUCAUCGAUAAAUGGAGGCCAAAAUCAACGCUUUUCUUUCUCUUCUUUUUCGAGAUUGUCUGUUCCAGCUAAAGCUAUAAGAAAUUCCCAUCAAACUGUUGUUCUCAUGCAAGAUGGUGUAGUGGCCACAAAAGUGACCCCUGUGGAAAAAGAAACACCUAAGGAGAAAUUGAAAGAUGAGUUGUUGUCAGUUACAUCUACAAAGGAAUGGGAUGAGAAAGCAGGCUUUGAUAGCAACGAAAAUGAGUCAACUGUUAGUAUCACAGUGGUCGGAGCUUCUGGGGACCUUGCCAAAAAGAAGAUAUUUCCUGCACUUUUUGCACUUUAUUAUGAAGAUUGUCUUCCUAAGCACUUUACUAUCUAUGGUUAUGCGAGGAGUAAGAUGACCGAUGCAGAACUAAGGAAUAUGGUAAGCAAGACCCUUACCUGCAGAAUUGAUAAAAGGGAGAACUGCAGUGAAAAAAUGGAUCAAUUUCUUAAAAGAUGUUUUUACCACUCUGGCCAGUAUGAUUCCGAGGAAAAUUUUGCUCAGCUAGACAAGAAGCUUAAGAGGCAUGAGGGUGGGAGGGUUUCUAAUCGCCUCUUUUAUCUGUCUAUCCCUCCAAAUAUUUUUGUUGAGGCUGUCAAAUGUGCCAGCUCAUCAGCUUCAUCUGGUAAUGGCUGGACCAGGGUAAUUGUUGAGAAACCUUUUGGUCGAGAUUCAGAAUCUUCGGCUGUGCUGACAAAAUCUCUGAAGCAGUACCUAACGGAGGAUCAAAUAUUUAGGAUAGAUCACUAUCUGGGAAAGGAACUUGUGGAAAAUCUUUCUGUUCUUCGGUUUGCCAAUCUUAUUUUUGAACCCUUGUGGACAAGACAGUAUAUUAGAAAUGUACAGAUAAUAUUCUCUGAAGAUUUUGGAACUGAAGGACGUGGAGGGUAUUUUGACAAUUACGGAAUAAUUAGAGAUAUAAUGCAGAAUCAUCUACUUCAAAUACUUGCUCUCUUUGCUAUGGAAACACCUGUAAGUUUGGAUGCCGAGGAUAUAAGGAAUGAGAAGGUUAAAGUAUUGCGGUCAAUGAGGCCAUUGCGACUUGAAGAUGUAGUUAUAGGACAGUACAAGAGCCACAGUAAAGGAGGGGUUACUUACCCCUCCUACACUGAUGACAAGACUGUGCCCAAAGAUAGCUUGACCCCAACUUUUGCAGCUGCUGCUUUGUUCAUAGACAAUGCAAGAUGGGAUGGGGUGCCUUUUCUAAUGAAAGCAGGAAAAGCAUUACAUAAUAAGGGGGCAGAGAUAAGGGUGCAGUUCAGGCAUGUGCCUGGCAAUUUAUAUAACCGAAAUUUUGGGACUGAUCUUGAUCGUGCUACAAAUGAGCUUGUCAUUCGAGUGCAGCCAGAUGAAGCUAUUUUUUUGAAGAUCAAUAACAAGGUUCCUGGAUUGGGUAUGAGGUUGGACCGCAGCAAUCUAAACCUUCAUUAUGCUGCUAGAUAUUCAAAAGAGAUCCCAGAUGCAUAUGAGAGGCUACUGCUGGAUGCGAUCGAGGGUGAGAGGAGGCUGUUUAUCCGAAGUGAUGAGCUGGAUGCGGCGUGGGCACUCUUCACUCCAGUAUUGAAGGAGCUGGAAGAGAAAAAAAUUAUACCCGAAAGCUACCCUUAUGGAAGCCGUGGCCCUGUCGGUGCUCAUUAUCUUGCAGCGAGAUACAAUGUUCGGUGGGGUGACCUUGAUAUAGAGCAGUAAGGGUUUUACAUCUCUAACGUUGCUAUUUCCAAGCAAGAGUGCUGACCAUUUUUUGGAUCUUUACGAGGCAUAUAUAUUGUAUCAAAUAGGGUGGCUGAAUUAGCAUUGCUGUCUGUAUGGAAAUCAAAUGUAAUCAAGAGAUGGAUUUUGGCUGUGAGAAGCAUUCGAGUUAAGCCAUAGGUUUACUAAAUAAUUACAAAUAGCUUUAUGUUUAUAGUUAGCCAUUUCUUGUCUUCUCAUUUUAGGUAGAACGUGAAAUAAGAAUAAGAAUGUUUCGUUUUAUA
Messenger RNA from Gossypium raimondii (Peruvian cotton), 2285 nucleotides. RefSeq names its product glucose-6-phosphate 1-dehydrogenase, chloroplastic. The transcript is spliced from 10 exons. Gene Ontology annotation, cellular component: chloroplast stroma. Lineage: Eukaryota; Viridiplantae; Streptophyta; Magnoliopsida; Malvales; Malvaceae. Gene Ontology annotation, biological process: glucose metabolic process; pentose-phosphate shunt, oxidative branch. The record is from RefSeq and is a predicted model, not a curated record. Bases 235 to 2001 code for a protein of 588 amino acids. Gene Ontology annotation, molecular function: NADP binding; glucose-6-phosphate dehydrogenase activity.